CUUAUCAUUCCGGGUGGAAGCCAGCGGAAGAUUAAGUGAAUUUUUAUUGACUUUAGCAGGGUUGGGAUUCGUCCUCAUUACAAAUCAUGAGUACGAAGGAAGUCAAAUUGUACAGUUCAUGGUUCUGUCCUUUUGCUCAGCGUGCAUGGAUAGCUUUGUUGGAAAAGAAGGUGAACUUUCAGUACAUGGAAAUUGAUCCAUACAAUAAAACCAAGGAAUUUCUCUCUAUCAAUCCUCGAGGAUUAGUCCCCGUGAUUGUGAACAAUGGCAAGUGUGUCUAUGAAUCAUCCAUCUGUAUAGAGUAUGUUGACGAAGCUUGGAGGAACCAAGACACUGAUUUAAUGCCUUCAGAUCCGUAUGAAAGAGCUCGUUUGCGCAUUUGGUCAGAUUUCAUUAGUCGUAAAAUUAUACCUGCGUUUUACCAAUAUCUGAUGCGUCAAUCUCUCCUGAAUCAUCUAGAGACCCUAACCUCUGAGAUGUCUGACAGCGGUCCCUUCUUUCAAAGCUCUCUGUUUGGCUUGGUCGACAUAAUGCUGGUGCCUUUCACGAUCCGUUUUGAUAUGCUGAAACAUUUUCGGGGUUUUGAACUGCCAGAAACGCAAAUUUUCCAGAGACUAAGAAGGUGGAUGGAAGCAGCACAUUCAAGAGAAACUGUAAAAGCCACAAUGGCCGAUGGAAAGAAAUUGAUUGACAAAUACCAGCGAUAUGCUGACGAUUCUGUCAAAUCUGAAGUAGCUGAUGCAAUAAGAAAAGGAACAGCCCUUCCGUAGAUUAGUGUUUCAGAAACAACAUACCUACAUUGUCGAUGUCUUCUAAUCGUUGUUAUUAUUAAAUAAUAAUCAUAUUUGUACCUUU
Lottia gigantea (owl limpet) is the source of this 855-nucleotide messenger RNA. RefSeq lists its product as hypothetical. NCBI's taxonomy places the organism in Eukaryota, Metazoa, Mollusca, Gastropoda, Lottiidae. The transcript has 2 exons. Gene Ontology annotation, molecular function: glutathione transferase activity. Gene Ontology annotation, cellular component: cytoplasm. Bases 87 to 770 code for a protein of 227 amino acids. The record is from RefSeq and is a predicted model, not a curated record.